AGCAGCCUGGCAGGAAGACCGUGACCGUGGGGUGAGUUAAACAGAAGAAACAACUCCUUAUUACGACUGAGAGCUGCUUCGUUAAAGGCCCCCUUCCUGCCCGCUGUUCACCAGCAGCCAAAGCAAUAAUAAACAAUUACAACUCCAGCUCUCCACCCAAGCAAGAUGAAGAUUCCAUUUGUAGAACCUGUCAUUUGCCUUAGUGUAUUCGCUCUGACUCUGAACAGCCCACUGACGACACAAUAUGUGUACAGGAGGAUAUGGGAGGAAACGGGCAACUACAGCAUUGCACUUGAGAGCAAUACUUCUGAGUGUGCAAAGAACAAAAGCAGCCCGGUGUUUGCAUUCCAGGAGGAAGUCCAGAAAAAGGUGUCUCUUUUUAACCUGGAGAUGGACCUAAGUGGGUUAAUUCCUGGUCUCGUGUCUACGUUCGUGUUUCUGUCGCACAGUGACCAUGGAGGAAGGAAGUUCCCUCUGAUUUUGUCUUCUGUCGGCGCUCUUGCCAACAGCGCUUGGCUCUGCCUGCUCUCCUAUUUUGCCCUUCCAAUCCAGCUUCUGAUCGCAUCCACCUUCAUUGGUGCACUUUUUGGCAAUUACACCACAUUUGUGGGAGCUUCUUUUGCCUACAUAGUUGAUCAAUGUAAAGAAAAGAAACAAAGAACGAUUCGAAUUGCCAUAAUUGACUUCCUGUUUGGAGUUGUUAGUGGAUUAACAGGAUUGUCUUCUGGCUAUUUUAUUAGAGGGUUAGGUUUUGUGUGGUCCUUUUUAAUUGUUACCGUGGCUCUUUCUGUGAACUUGAUUUAUAUUUUAUUUUUUCUUGAGGAUUCGAUGAAAGAGUCUUCAUCUCAGAAUAUUUCUGUAUCGUGGACCGAAACCUUUAAAAACCUAUUUCACCGAACGUACAUGCUUUUUAAAAAUGCUUCUCGUGAGCAACGGUCUUUGUGCUGUUUGUUGCUUUUCACGAUGAUCACUUACUUUUUUGUGACCAUUGGUGUUUCCCCCAUUUUUGUCCUUUAUGAACUGGAUUCGCCACUCUGCUGGGAUGAAGUUUUAAUAGGUUACGGAUCAGCUUUGGGUAGUGUCACUUUUUUCAGCAGUUUCCUAGGAAUAUGGCUUUUUUCUUACUGUAUGGAAGAUAUUCACAUGGCCUUCAUAGGAACUUUUACCACCAUGGUGGGCAUGGCUAUGACUGCUUUUGCCAGAACAACAUUGAUGAUGUUUUUAGUCAGGCUGCCGUUUCUCUUCACUGUCAUGCCGCUCUCUGUUCUACGGUCCAUGAUAUCAAAAGUGGUUCAUUCUACUGAGCAAGGGACCAUGUUUGCUUGUCUUGCCUUCUUAGAAACACUUGGCGGGAUCACUGCGGUUUCUACUUUCAACGGAAUUUAUUCAGCCACCGUUGCUUGGUGCAAAGGCUUUGUCUUUCUGCUCUCCGCUGUUUUAUUACUAAUUCCAGCCAUCAGUCUCUGUGUUACCAAGUACGUCAGCAGGAAUGCAGGAAGCUAUGUCCUCCUUAUACAAGAAGAAUCCAGCGAAGACACUUCGGACAGAUGAUUAAUUGUGAUUAAAAAAAAAUCCGAAUGCACAUAUCAUACGCUCUGACUUUUGAAGGAUCUAAACUAGCUCCGUGAUCAGGACUUCAUGAAUAAUCAAUGCUGCCGGUCCUUUCUUCUAAACUCUCAGAGAAAGAGUCCCUCCUCUAACUUCUUACAGUACCAAGCACUCUGAGCACUUUAUGAAGAUCAAGUGACAUAUUUCCAGUAGACAGAAGAAGAAAUCUCAAAACACCUUCCACUUUGGGAUUUACAAAACAAACUGAAACUUACCGGUCUGAGAAACUUGAUACGAUCAAAAGCAAUAAUCUCCCUGAUGUACUCUGGUCUCUCACAUUGAGACCAAGAAGAAUCCUGUUUGCUUCAGUUUCUUCAUCUGCACAAUGAAUUUCUGAUCUCUUUCAAAGAUUUUGAAGGCAUAACUGUUGAAAAUUAUGAGUCAGUCACUGAUCGGAAAACUAUAGACGUUUCAAGCCUUUAUAAUUCUCCUCUACUCGGGUAAUGCUUUGUUUCAUCAAGGUGUUAGUGGUGUUAGUGGUGUUAAGGUGUUAGUGGUAGUCAAACCUUUCAGUAGCUGCAAAAUCCUUAAGAGAGAAGCACUUUAAUGAAUAUGUUUACAUUUUUCCUUAUAUGUUUCAUCAAUUAUAAUAUUUCCAUAACACUGGAAAAAAAAGAAUACAAAUAGUUUCUAAAGAAAUGUAAACACCGAGUAGACAGCCAAUCGUGAUGUAAAUUAGUGCUUAUAGAGCCAAUAUUCAUUCCUUAUUUCUGUGAAAAGUAAUCCAUUUCCUACUGCCUUACAUUCCUAUCCCGGGACCUCCGUGGUCACUGAAAACACCACAUCCUUUCCUGCCUCCUGUCUGCACGAAAUGUUCCACUGGGCCUUCCUCCCUCCCUCCCUGCAUUGAAACUUUCAAGCCUCAGCCAAGGCAAAGCUUCCGCUUUCUCCAUGUGGCUUCCAAACAUUUCUACUCCCCCCCCCACCACCACCGUCCCCCUAGUCCCUGCAGGGCUCCCCAAGUUCUCUGUGGCCACUGCCCUCCCAGCGUCUUCCCUUGUCUUAUAAAAUUUGUUCCCGUACUUGCAAAUGAGCCGCUUGAGGACAGGGACAGUUUGAUUCCUCAUUAUAUCCUCAAUAAAAGUUGAGUUCAGUGAC
Messenger RNA from Bubalus bubalis (water buffalo), 2706 nucleotides. It is a transcript of the gene SLC46A3, whose product is annotated as solute carrier family 46 member 3. The transcript is spliced from 6 exons. Gene Ontology annotation, molecular function: transmembrane transporter activity. Bases 166 to 1551 code for a protein of 461 amino acids. Gene Ontology annotation, biological process: vacuolar transmembrane transport. NCBI's taxonomy places the organism in Eukaryota, Metazoa, Chordata, Mammalia, Artiodactyla, Bovidae. Gene Ontology annotation, cellular component: lysosomal membrane. The record is from RefSeq and is a predicted model, not a curated record.